AUGGACUUGCUGCCACAAGAGCUCCUCGACGGGAUCAUCGAACAACUCGCCGUAUACGACUUCCCCACCAGCGCGCGCUUCCCGAUACUCGACGGUGUAUCGCGACAAGCCAUACUGAAUGCUCGGCUGGUUCGACGCUGUUUUCGAUACUCGAACAUCUUGACGAACCUUUUCAUCGCGGUGAUGGAAGAGACACCAUUCCUGUGGCAUGGCAGCCAAAUGCCAAGGCUUCUCGAGCUGGCCAGAUCAGGAUACGCAGGACGCAUGAGUACUCUGUCUCUCAGUAGCAUGAACCCCAGACCAUCGCAGCAUAAUCUGCUCGUGGGUGCAGCGAGUCAAAGUGUGCGAUCUGGUCGGCCGUUUACAGCGCUGGUACCGAAGGACCUCAUAACCGCAUUGCGACAAUUCGUUCGUGUCAAACACCUCAGAUACUAUCCGAUUUCGCCCAAAUGUUUUCAGGAGGCUCGGCUGAGUGGCACGUCCAGAACCGACGCUGAUCCAAGAGUGCGGUAUGGGUAUUCGCAAGACAACGACAAUCUUAACUCCUGGCUGCGCGGGCAACAUGAGCCUACUCGGAUAUAUGAUGACGCGAUGAGCGACUCUGCGAAAGCGGGCCUGGCUUUAGAAAGCGUGACAUUUCCUCUGUUUGGAAACAGAGCAUCCUAUUGUGGUGUCCAGAUCACAGCCGUCCAAUUCCCUCGAGCGCUGAAGCGUCUUUCCAUCUCGCUGACUGAUCGCUUUCACGACGUUGCCAUUUUCGAGCCCUGGCUUGGCGGUUUGAAACACCUCACGUUUCUAGAAGUGGCCAUAUCGAGGAGUCCAGAAAGCCUUGGGCCAUGGAACUCAUUUGCGAACUGUCGACGGCUGACAAACAUAGAUACACCGGCUGCCAGCGAUCAACUGUUCCGGCUGGAGGAACUGCGCCUGAUGUCAGACAAUCAAAGUUGCUUCAGUGAGCACGACUUGCUCUCAGGCUUGGACAUGUUUCCCAACCUGCGAAAGCUCGGGCUUGCGCAUAUCCUGAUCAAGUCUCAGACGAACAAUGCUGUUUCAUGGAGCAGCUUUGUUAGGCGGAUAUCCCCGAGAGGCUUGCAGCGAUUGUGGCUGUUAGACCCUCGCGACCUUUGGACAGACGGGUAUAUGGGCCGAGCUGGGCAUUACUUGAUGCGGAAGUAUUGGGGUGAUGACAGGGUAAAAGCUGCUGCGCAAGAGGUUCGGCUGGUCGACACGGAAUCGCUAUGGGUAGAGGAUCUGGAACCACCCAAGAGGCGAGACUUUGACUAUCCUGGGUUUGCUGUAUUCGAGCAGCUUUCAGUGUAG
Ascochyta rabiei is the source of this 1320-nucleotide messenger RNA. RefSeq lists its product as uncharacterized. The coding region runs from base 1 to 1320 and encodes 439 amino acids. The transcript has a single exon. Lineage: Eukaryota; Fungi; Ascomycota; Dothideomycetes; Pleosporales; Didymellaceae. The record is from RefSeq and is a predicted model, not a curated record.